Carassius auratus (goldfish) is the source of this 4917-nucleotide messenger RNA. Its product is annotated as un-named hu7912. The transcript has 2 exons. Gene Ontology annotation, biological process: cell-cell junction organization. Gene Ontology annotation, cellular component: plasma membrane; apical junction complex. The coding region runs from base 246 to 3455 and encodes 1069 amino acids. NCBI's taxonomy places the organism in Eukaryota, Metazoa, Chordata, Actinopteri, Cypriniformes, Cyprinidae. The record is from RefSeq and is a predicted model, not a curated record.
CUCACGUAAGAAACGCAACGCGCGAGGGAUGCGGUCACACCCCCUCAUCUCAGUACGCCCCCAAAGACCCGUGGGCGAACAACAAUACUUAAGGAGUUUGAUGCAGCCCACCUUACAGCAUCUGAUAUGAUAUGGAGACCACAUCAUCUCUAAAUGAACAGUCAGUGAUAGCAUCUUGAAGAUCUUAACUAUGGACGAAGACGGAGACACCAACUGAGGAGGGAAAUAACGGGGGUCCAUUUAAGAUGACACGAACGGAUCCCCCUGACAUAUUAACAUCAACUUUGUAUCAAGACAUAAAAAUUAGCCCUAACUGUGGGCUCUCAAGGUAUUCUGGAUCUUCUAAGCAAUGUGAUUCCCAAAUGGUUGGCCCACUGGAUCAAAACUUUGAAACCAUUAACAAAAGACAUUGCCGUAGCUUUGACUUCAUUGAGUCACUGGAUGACCCAAAGGACUUUUCCUUGUCCAUGGAGUAUCCUUACAGGUCUGAUCAGCAAACAGUAAGUAAGGAUGCAGUCUGGAAUGGCAUUGGACAACAGGGACACUUACGUUUUUCGUCACCAGAUCUGUUCAACUCAAGACUCUCCCAUCAACAAAUCAGCACAGACAAGAGCAACGAGGCAGCAAGGACCAGUGUUCAUGGCAAGCCUCGCUCAAAAAGUGCUCCAAGGGUUCGAGCCACCCUGACCCCUGUACCCAUCACAGUCUCUCCAACUGCAACCACGAGGCGUCGAUCCCCAGUGGACCCCCAAAAGAGAUCUGAAAGUCUGCCAAAUCGAGAAACCUUACAGUCAACCAGGGCUUUAGUUAAUGAGGUACAUCCAAUCAAGUUACAACCCCACACACCCCUCUAUGUUUCCGAUUGUUUUAAUGAGAACAGACAGGAGAAACAAGCUAACACUCCCCACGUCAGGUGCCGUGUUGAUAUAAAGCCAGACGCCUCAGUUCUCCAGCACACUGCACGGAAGAUGCCUACUCACAGAAGUAAUGUUCCCUGGCAGCAUUCCUCGACAUCAGGGAUCAGGAACGUCUCAUUUCCAAGUCAGAUAUCCACCUCUAGAACGCCUACUCCUAGUGAGUGUUACAACAUGGACUAUAGGCAAGCAUAUCAAUAUCCCAACAGCUUGUCUGGAAGUCACAUUCAAUCUGGAGAGAUCCCUUUUGGAAGGACUUCUCCUAGAGACCCAAGGGAGUACAGAACCUUGUCUAAUCCCAACAUCCCAACCAAGUUCUUCUACACGGAUGAUCCCUGCAGGUAUCCAGUUCACCCACCCAGUAGGACAUAUUAUCAGGAUGACCAGUACAGUAUUAACAGCAGCAACAGCCAAAAUCCAUCCAUUAGUAGUCAGUAUGUACUCGACCCAAGGACUCGCUGGGUUCAUACCUUGCCUGUGCGUUCAUACUAUGCAGAUUCCCCCCGUGUACCCUUGGAUCCGUUCUACGGUAGACCGUAUUCAGUGAGUGAGCCAGGGCCAUACUUCAUAUCCACUCCUCAGAGUGAAACAUACUUUCAGGAGGACCCAAGAGCAUAUGCUUUUCCCUCUGAGCCCUCAAAGAUGUUUUAUACACGGCCUUGCCAGUACCCAGCAGACUUACACAAUCCUAUGAGAGCAUAUCAUACGGAGGGACGGCGGCGGCCACGCAUGUCCCAGGUAUUUUCAGAUGACUGGAACCGGUCAAGCAUUGCUACAUAUUCCAGUCAGUACGCAUCUUCACAGGCCACUCCUCAGCGAGUGCCAUCGAUAAGCCCAUGGUAUCCCAAUGACUUUACCGAGCCAAGUCGUUUAGGAGCAGAUGUCCGGAACUACUCAAAAUCCUGGGACAAUAUUAUUAUCCCUCAUAUGGACAGAGAACAUGGUGUUUCACGAGGCAGGAGUUACGAGAACCUUCUCAAUCACGGAAGGCCAGGAGUUCCUUCGAAUAACAAUCAACAACCGGUUAUUGUGAACCUUUCUAGUUCACCAAGACGAUACGCUGCCUUGUCUCUCUCUGAAAACUGUCUAGAAAAGUGUGCUGAUGACAGACAAAACAAUCCGAAGGGACAAUGGUUUGUAACCCCGGAGAUUACAAUCACUGACAAUGACAUUCGUGCAGCAAACAGCAUCAAGAGAGAUGGGGGAAUUAGCAGCUGGAAUGCACAAAAUACAGGGCGAUGUCAAACUGCAAACUUGAACAACAUACAGAGACCAGCAAACCCACCAGAAUCCACAGAGAGAAAGAACACUAAUUACUCCCUGCAGCAAAGCCUCGAACAGCUUGAUGAGCUGCUAGCCGACCUAGUCAUUGAUUACAAGCCUCAAAAUAGCAGGAGAUCAAGUAAGGAUCUGAUAGACCAGCUCAAACAGUUGAUUCAAGAUGACGAGACCGAAGAAGGGAAGCGGGACAUAGAUCAAGAGGAUUCAGGACUCCUGAAGACACAAACGGACUCUUCAAAGACCAGCCCAGACACAUUUAAAGACCCAGACAGUGGUUGUGAAGGGUUUCGGAGGAGUGUUGAGGAUGUCUCUUUGAACCAUAUUGCAGACGAGGAUGACACUAUGGUGUGCUCCAAUAGGCAAUGCUUACGCAAAGACACUACAUUCAAUGCUUGCUUGUACUUCAAGUCCUGCCACAGCUGUUACACCUACUACUGCUCCAGGAACUGCAGGCGAGAAGACUGGGACACGCAUAAAGAGACCUGUCUUUAUGGCCGCAUUAGUAGUGUUUGCAGGCACAUACUAAAACAUUGUAGAGAGAACUCUGAUGUUCAUAAAGCUUUUUCACGCAUUGCUAGGGUAGGGUAUCUGUCCCGUGGGAGAGGAGUUCUGUUCUUAGGUUUUCCAAACCCUGGGUGUGCAGAUAACUUCAUUCAAGUUGGUCUUGACAGCCUCACCAUCUCUCCAACAUAUCUGUCCCUUCGAGAGUUAGACAGUUUUAAAGACAACCUUGGGCAAUACUGCAAAGAGUUGCAGAAUGCAGGCAAGGAAUAUGACCCCACUGAAUGUUUCCUACUGAAUGUAUCCAUUGCGAUCGGAGAUCUAGUGCCUAAAAUUCCUUCACCCAAAUUACAAAUGCCAACAGUUCGCAAGUAUGCCAAGGUCUCAUUAGCCUCCUCAAGCCCAGAUAAGAAAAUCUUUAAGAAGGAAUGUGAAAUGGAGACUCUGAUUCUCACCCCACCCCCUGGGACCUCUGACAUUGACAAGGAAGGCCAAGAGGGCAGGAAAGCAAGAGAGAUUUGCUUCAUUAAUAUUCAAAGAGAGCUUCGUACCCGGGGUGUAUUCCUUCGCCAUGAGUUUCCAGAAAUAUACAACCAGCUUUGUGAGUUUGUUGAGAGCAACAAAAGGUUCACCCCCACCACCAUCUAUCCCAUUGACAAAAGAACCGGAAAGCAGUUCAUGUGUAUGAUCAUGGCAGCAUCUGAACCAAGGAUGCUUGAUUGGGUUGGUGCACCACACCUUCUAGAUGACAUUAUAUAAUCCCUAUGCAUCCAGUAUUAUCAAGCUUUUCCUAUACAAAAUAAAAACCUUAAAUGACUAAUGUUUUUAGAUAUGUAUUUUAAUAGUGAGACUAUAUUUAUUGUUUUUCCGUCUGGCACUAAAACCUAGAAUUAAUACAAGUUGCUCAUGGGAUGAAAAGCUAUGUAUAGUACUUGUUAGAAGAUAUGAGCACAUAUGCUUUUCUUAAAAUCUGUUUCCUCAGAAUCAGAAGCUUUUUUAUAUUUGGAAGAAAAUCUUUCUGCAGUAUGGAUUUAAAUACGGUAAAAUGUGUUAAAUGGAGCUGAGAGUAAUGCACUCUUAUAGGCAUAGCUCAAAAUAAUCAAAGUAUUGAAUAAACACAGGGAGUGGACAAUGUUUAAAACUUUGUGAAUGACAGAUGUUCUAAUUCUGUGGAAUUUGCUGAACUUUCUGUGAAUUAUGUGUAGGCCUGCUUAUAACUAUAUUUCUUGUGCUAGUGUGUUGCAUCAAUUAGGAAACUUUGGAGAAUCUCGUGAGAAUUUCUUGUUUUCCCUUGCAAUACAAUAUUGUCUCAAAGUAUGUGUCUUUAGCCCCUUGAGAGGAUAAAAAUGUACUUGCAUGUACAAUGCAUGCUGGCAAGGAAAAUGCAAAUUCACUUAAAAUUUUGCAAUGGUUUGUCAGUUCUUUACAAUAAAUUAUAGUCACAGAUGAUGAUCAGUAUGGCAGACAAAAGCAUAUGUCAGGUACAUUUUUAUAGACAAAGUCAAAUAAACUGCUUGGAAGAUUUCACUGUAUUAUACAUGGCAACUGCUUUCUUUAUUGUAUUCAGUACUAUAUCUAUUCACAAGGUUAAAUCGGCUGAAAAUGUAACUUUUAACUUUCCAUGACAAGUAAACAUUUUUCUUUGAGUUAUGCACAUUUUCAUUACAUACAAAUAAGGUUACUUACUAAUUUAUUCAUCUGACUUGAAAGAUAAUUUUCUGUAUUAUUUGAGUGUUUUUAUUUAUUUCAUGGUAUUGUAAAGUUCUGAUGGUCUCAAGGUAUUUCAACUGAAACAUUUAUUGAAAUAUUGUGUUAAAAUGAUAAACCUGUAUAUAAAGUAUGCUUUAAUCAUUUAUAAUGGCUGACAAAACUUAGAUGCCUAUAUUUGAAAUGUAAUAUUUCAAUAGAAAAAUAUAAAAUUAGAAAAAUAUUUAAGCAAUGGUUUACGCGAUAUUGUGUUAGAUAUAGCACUUUAAUAAAUUGCUGAUGGAAAGCAUAUUUAUAAACAGACCGUUUUAGAUAAUGUAAUCAACAGCAUGCACACAACAAACCUUACAGCAAUUUUAAAGAUAUUCAGUGAUACUGUGUUUUUUUCUAUUUUUUUUUUAUCCCAUUAUUUAUUUCUUUACACUGCUCAUUACCUGUUGUGUUCUGUUAACAAGUGUUGCUUUAUUUCUGUACUAUGGUCAAUAAACGAAACAACCAAAAGUUCAUGCAUUUG